This is a messenger RNA of Lachancea thermotolerans CBS 6340, 213 nucleotides long. RefSeq names its product mitochondrial 54S ribosomal protein bL33m (gene MRPL39). Gene Ontology annotation, biological process: translation. Gene Ontology annotation, cellular component: mitochondrion. The transcript has a single exon. The coding region runs from base 1 to 213 and encodes 70 amino acids. The record is from RefSeq and is a predicted model, not a curated record. Lineage: Eukaryota; Fungi; Ascomycota; Saccharomycetes; Saccharomycetales; Saccharomycetaceae.
AUGGCUAAACAAAAAUCGAAGAACUCUGUCAUCAAGCUUCUUUCCACCGCGGCGACCGGGUUUGCAAGACAAAUUACUAUCACAAGAGGUGCGCCUCUGGUAACGCAGGUGCGGUAUGAUCCAGUCGCCAAGCGUCAUGUCCUUUUCAAAGAAGCCAAGAAACGCAAGGUUGCAGAGAGAAAGCCUCUCGAUUUCCGCAGGACAUUUAAAUAG